This is a messenger RNA of Acanthamoeba castellanii str. Neff, 1482 nucleotides long. Its product is annotated as MHCK/EF2 kinase domain containing protein. Lineage: Eukaryota; Discosea; Longamoebia; Acanthamoebidae. The record is from RefSeq and is a predicted model, not a curated record. Gene Ontology annotation, biological process: protein phosphorylation. Gene Ontology annotation, molecular function: protein serine/threonine kinase activity; ATP binding. The transcript has 6 exons. Bases 1 to 1482 code for a protein of 493 amino acids.
AUGGGCCACCAAGCGAUCGUGUUAGGCAACAACCUGCACCCCUUCAGCCACGAGAAGGUGAUCAAUGAGGAGGGGGACAUGGUUCACAUUAAAACCGUGAUCACCUGUCUGGCGGCGGUGUGCCGUGUCAGCACCGAUGCCGGUAAAGGAAGCGGAUUUCUCACCACCUUCACCCGCGACAGCACGCCCUACCUGUGCAUCAUGACCAACAACCACGUCAUCAAGUCGGCGGAUCAGGCCCUCAGAUCAGUUGCUGAGUUCUUUGACCUCAGCGACACCUCAAAAGCAACCCGCGUCUCACUUCGGCCUGACGUGCUCUUCAUCACGGAUGUGGUGCUGGACUUCUCGCUGGUCGCCUGCAAUCGAGCCCAUCUGCGCAGCUGGCUGAAGCCCAUCCGGCUGACCGAGUGCACUCAGCUGGAGGUCAAGAAAGACGACGUGAUCCACAUCAUUCAGCACCCGAGCGGCGGCGAAAAGCAUAUGAGCAUGCAGAAAGUGGUCUCCAUCACGGAAUCAGAGCUCUACUAUCUGGCCGACACGCUGCCCGGCUCUUCCGGCUCUCCCGUCUUCAAGAACUGGAAGCUCGUCGCCCUCCACAGCCAAGGCUCGCCAGUGCACAACAUGGGCACACUGAUGAAGCGCAUCUUGGCCAAGUGCACUUCCGCCCCCUUGUCGAGCAGCGUCGCGGUUUCGAUCAAACCACCAGCGCCGGCCCCGCCGGCCGUCGCCGCGACCUCCCUGCGGAUCACCAACACCGGCGAAACGAUCAAGGUCUACUCGCUGAUCAAGCCGCAGCCGCGGGAGUGGAAGUGCCAGACAGUCCGGGGCCUGAUCGAGGACCAAGUCAUGGCCGAGGGCUCGCUCCGUGUGGUCCACAAGGUGUGGGCCGGCAACAACUUUUACGUCAUCAAGCGCUUCAAGCCGCACGUGGUCACGACGCUCAAGCUCGCCACGGAGGAGGCACUGGUACGGCUGCUGCAGGAGGAGGUCGUCAUGCAGCGAUGUGCCUGGGACCUGGCAGCCCGGUGGAACGCGCUCGAGAUGCCCAAGAACGUACAGGUCAACCCGCUCUUCGUCGUCAAGCUCGCCGACCGGCUGCCGCAAGUGUGGGCCGUGAUGGAGCCCAUGCUGGAGGGCGCUGAUCAAUCGUACGUCAAGUACAACGACAACUGCGGCGGCGUGUUCGCGCAGGAGGGGCGCGUGCGCGAGACGCCACAGACCUUCAGCCACUUCACGCACCUCGUCACGGGCGGCCAAUGGCUCGUGUGCGACCUGCAGGGCGUGGGCGACACGUUCACCGACCCGCAGGUGCACACCAACCCGCGCGAGCGGUGCCCCGUGGCGGGCAACCACGGACCCAAGGGCAUGGACGACUUCUUCGCGACCCACCAGUGCAGCGCCCUGUGCGAGAUGGUCAAGCAGAGGCUCCUCUUGCGGGCCAGCAGCGGCGACGCAGUUGUAUCUGCUCCCCCUCGGCCUUGA